This is a messenger RNA of Arachis duranensis, 822 nucleotides long. RefSeq names its product upstream activation factor subunit UAF30. Gene Ontology annotation, cellular component: nucleus. The record is from RefSeq and is a predicted model, not a curated record. The transcript is spliced from 4 exons. Lineage: Eukaryota; Viridiplantae; Streptophyta; Magnoliopsida; Fabales; Fabaceae. The coding region runs from base 215 to 619 and encodes 134 amino acids.
AGUUAGUAUUUUGAAGAAUAAACUACCAUUUCUCGCUGCUGCCUCCAACACCAAACACUCCAAACACACUCCGCUGCCUCGCCUCCCUUUUCCACUUUGGCUCCUUCUCCUCCUCCCUCUUCCAUCCACGGCGCCUCUUCCUCUGCUCCGCCGUGUCCAAUGCCUAAAAUCUUUUUCUGAGCGACAUCUUAUUUUCUAUUGAGAGCAAAAAGCAAUGCUUCCUCAGCGCAUGAAGAAAGCUGUCACUGAUAACCCAAAGAAGCUUGCCAACUUGAUUGACCUUGUCAACCUUCCAUCCUCUCUCAGAGACUUCGUAGGUCAAUCUCAGAUCUCUCGCUUGGGUUGCUUCAUGCGCGUUUGGUCCUACAUCAAAACCAAUAAUCUCCAGGAUCCAAACAACAAGAAUGUAGUCAACUGUGAUGAAAAGCUAAAAGGUAUUUUGCUGGGGAAACCUCGGAUUGAGCUAGCAGAACUCCCUGCGCUUAUCAAGCUGCAUUUUCCAAAAGAGCCCAAUAGGUGCUUCCACUAUCGUUUCUGGCUAGCCAUAGGUUUUGACGAACCCACCUCAUUCCACCUCUACCAUAUAUGGCCUUCAAAGUCUGAAAAAUUGCUGCCAUAGAAAAAGAACACGCAUUUCUGUCGGCCGCUGCUGAUUGACUAACUCCAAACGCAAAACCCAUUCUAUAGAAGAACUUCGGUCUCCAUGAAGGCACCAUAAUUCUCAGAUGAAGACGCAGUCAAAGCACAAAAUACAUGGCAAUUAUAACAAGUCUAUUAUCUUUUAUUUUAAAUUAUCCUCAACGUGUACGUAAUAUAAUGAAA